AUGUCCUCAAUUGGCCGUGGCGCCGCCUUGUUGCGACUGGAUAACCCUAGUCGGAGCUUGACCGUGGCCUUUGCGCUCUGGAAAGCUCUCUUGUUCCUCGUCAUCGUUGCUUGUCCAGGUCCCGGAUACGAUACCUCUACUACCCUCCUCACCAACGAGCAUUCCGGUCUAGCCCCUGACAGCUCGACCACCGCGCUCCCUCUGUCUUUCAAAUUUGCCCGAUGGGAUGCAAUUUAUUUUGUACACUCCGCCGAACAUGGCUACGUGUUUGAGCAGGAGUGGGCUUUUAGUUACCCUCGAGUCCUCGGUUUCUUUCUCUCCGUCUACUUGCAACCCUCGGUCGUUCGUUUUGUUGAUUUGUUAUCACCAGGAAUCCGCCUGUCUGGCGGCCUGAGUGGACCGGUAACGGCAGCUUUGAUCGGCGUGGCCUUGUCUCACGUCGCCCAUUACCUCUCCGUGUUGGCCUUGUAUGGCCUUUCGGCCAAUGUUUUCGGCCAUGAAACUCCCACCCAGAGGCUUAUCUGCUUUUUGUCGGCUGCUCUGCACAUCAUCAGCCCAGCGGGCGCCUUUCUCUCGGCCCCGUACGGAGAAUCGAUAUUUUCAUUCCUGAAUAUCUGGGGCUUCUAUAUCUAUACAUCAUCGCUCAUUGCUGAUCAUAAGGGCGCGGUCCGGUUCCGAGAUAUUCUCGUUCUCGCGGCUGCCGUGCUUUUCGCUCUGGCGACACUCGUCCGCAGCAACGGCAUUUUGAGUGGGUUCUUAUUCGCCUACGAUGCCACCACCUUAGCCUGGUCGACUUUGACAAAGGGACCUUCUAGCCGUACCCUUCGUCGCCUUGCCGUGAUCGUUUUGGGGGGGCUCAAUUGUAGCAUUGGGAAUGGGCGUACCGCAGAUCCUGGCUUACCGCGAGUUCUGCUUACUAGGGGCCAAUUCUCGGCCAUGGUGUAG
Molecule: messenger RNA, 945 nt
Organism: Penicillium manginii
Lineage: Eukaryota; Fungi; Ascomycota; Eurotiomycetes; Eurotiales; Aspergillaceae
Exons: 2
Coding region: 1-945 (314 amino acids)
Biological process (GO): GPI anchor biosynthetic process
Cellular component (GO): mannosyltransferase complex; endoplasmic reticulum membrane
Molecular function (GO): alpha-1,6-mannosyltransferase activity; GPI mannosyltransferase activity
Source: RefSeq, a predicted model, not a curated record